AUGGGUGGGGUAAAUAUGGAGAGUGGCGACGCGGAUUCGUUGUUGAAGAACGGAAUAAUAGGCGGGGGCGCGAACGACGGCGGGUUAGACGCGCUGCGCAUGCUAACGGCGGGCGAUGGUCAGCUGUCGUCGCUCUCCGCGCAAGCGCAAGAUGCGCUCGCCGGCGGCGGCGCGGGCGGGAUCAGCGGGAUGUUUGCGGGCGCGGACGGGAUGGGGGGUUCAGGUGGAGCAGGUGGCGAAGGGGGAGGGGGAGAAGGGGGUAGUGGGGGCGGAGGGGGAGGUGGGGGCGGAGGGCGGGAGGGCGGCGGAGCAGCCCCGCAGAAGGGGUCCCUGGCGAAGGCGUCAGGAAGCUUCGAUUUCUCGAUGCAGGAGGAGCUGCUACACUCGUUUCAAUACGAAACGCCCCCCUCCUCCGUGCUCCCCCGCUGGACCCCCUCCGAUCAGCCCGUGUGCUCCUCCCCCCUCUUCUCCUCCUCCCCCACCUCCCUCUCCCCCGUUCUCACCCCCUACUCAUCCCCCCACUUCACGCCCCCGCGCGCGCUCUCCCCCAUUCCUUCUCCGAAGUCCCCGUACCUCUCUCCCCUCCCCGGUUCACCCACCGGAGCAAACGCCAAUCUGUCCAUUUUCUCCUCACAUGCGGCCACACUCGCUGCUCUCUCGAACCUACACUGCCAGGCUACCACCUCCCACUCCCCCUCCUUCGCCUCCCCCCCCGCCUCCUCCCAAGACUUCCCCCUCUCUCCCACCGCCUUCCCCUCCCCUCCCGCAUCCGCGCAUGACUUCCCCAUAUCCCGCCCAACCCUCCCGCGGAGCGUCACAGAGGGCGCGUCUAGCCCCUCCCCCCCGCUCAUGCACUCCGCGCCUCCGCCCCCGUCGCUAGCAGAAGCAAUAGCGAUGCUGCAAAUGGCGUCUCUCUCCCCCAACCGCACUUCGCCGUGCAGCACCCGCCCUGCUUCCCCGCGCCCCUCAGGCGGGCUCGUCUCCCCCCCGCCCUCGAGCCUCAUCUCCCCCCCGCACUCUGGAUUCGCUACUCCGAAUUACCCUGGGAUAGCACCGCAGCUGUAUAAUUCACAGGGGCAGGGAGGGGGGGGCUUGGGGAAGGACGAGACGAUGGCUCACAAGCUUGGAACCGCACUCAACACCUUAUUCACGCGGAACCUCACGUCCUCGUCGCACACGUCGCAUGUCACGUCGUCCCCUCCCCCCAUCUCCCCCCGAUCCGCGCACAGCCACUCGUCCGCCUCCGCCUCCGCCAGCCCAGCGCUCUUCUCCCCCCGCUUCGCCUCGUCUGCUGCUGCUGCGAGCGGGGAUUUCUUGAUCAGUGCGGGCGGAGGGCAGAGUAUGGAGGGUAUGGGUUAUGACGCACUGGCGCAGGCGUUUUUGAGUGACGAUCUGACGCAGCAGUGGCAGCAGCAGCAGCGGCAGCAGCAGCAGCAGCAGCAACAGCUACAGCAGCAGGGGGAGCAGCAGCGGCAGCAGCAAGGGGAGGAGGUUAGUAUACAGGAGUUGAUAGCGCAGGCUCAGCAGCAGCUAAAGCAGGAGCAGAGAUCAGAGCAGGCGGGGGGCGGGAAUCAACUAGGAGAGGAAGGGGAGGAGGGAGUGGGAGCUCAGGAAGCAGAAGAGCAGAGGCAUGGGUUACAGCCAUGGCAGUCACUCAUCCCUGACGACUGGGGCCUGAUGCAAGAGCAGCUGGAGGAACUAGCAGUGAAGCAGCAGGAGCAGGGGGAGGGGGGAGAGAACGGGCAGGAGGGGGGCGUGGAGCUCCCAUGGAGCACCCUAGACUCGUUCACACUAGAUGACAUGCAACUCGUUGCAGAUCUCGAUUUCAACUCGCAACACCUAAAUCUGCAGAGCGAUCAGCGACCCUCACACCCGCAGAGCACGCAGCAUGACCUGCAUGACUCCACAGCCCCGCAUCAGGACCCCACCGAGAGGUCUUUCCAGAAGGAGAGCCUUGAGGGCUCGCUGCUAGCACAGGAGAUUCUGCUAGCGCAGGCGCAGCUGAUUAGUCAAGAGCGGAAUAAUAAUCAAUCGCAUAGUGAUGUUUUUGUGGUUGGUGGUGCGUCGCCGGGAAGAGACAAUGCAGUGUUUCUGAAGAGAGCAGGAAAUGUGUCGUCGAGCCCUGUGAUUGGCUCAUCGAUCCGCGUCAGCAGCUCGCCAGUCCACAUCAGCAAGAGCCGGUCCGCGUCAGCAGCUGUGGUGCUGGUUCCUGUCGAAGCACCGAAUAAUAUCUUUGCGGGCGCAACACAGGGAAUAGUUUCUGGGCAGAACGCGGUAUUUCCGACAAGCAGAACCGCCCCUGAGUCCGCCCCGAGUGCAAAUACAACCUCCCCUGGUCACACCCCACAGCAGGGCUCCUCCCCACACCUGGUUCUCUCACCAGACCAGCAGCUCGAGGUGGGGUUAGAUCUAUUUGCUGCUGUCUCGGCCGCUUCUGCUUCCGCGUCUGACGCUGCUGCUGCUGCUGCAGAUGGGUUUGCAGAGUAUGGAUUCGGAGCUAGAUCUGCUGGAAAGCGAGAUGCUGCUGCUGCGGCGGCGGUGGCAGCGGCAGUGGCAGCAGUGGAUAAUUUUGGUGCUGCACUGGGUAAUACCGGUGUUGCGGGUUCUGCUGGUGCUGGUGACACUGGUUUCACGUGGGCUACACUGCCUUUAGCGUCGGAUGAGGCACAGCAUAUGGUGAUUUGCGAGGAUAGUUCUGGAGCUAUACAAGUGGCCAUGCGCCCACGCUCCCCUAGCGAGAUGUAA
This is a messenger RNA of Closterium sp. NIES-65, 2745 nucleotides long. Lineage: Eukaryota; Viridiplantae; Streptophyta; Zygnematophyceae; Desmidiales; Closteriaceae. The record is from the annotation of a GenBank genome assembly.